AUGGCGACGUCCACGCCCACGCCCUCGUCCGCAACAGCGGGCUUCUUCCAGCCCUUCCCCGCCGUCCAGCCCUCCUACACCUCUCCCACCCACAACACCACCAAUCCAAAUACCGCCUCCAAAGCAAAUCCAACCGACGACCCCACCAUCCCCCGCCUCCUAGCCCUCUACCUCCCCCAACCCACACCGCCCACCCUCACGGCCCACCUACACGCCCUCUCCCGUCAAACCCUCUCCCCAACCACGCUCCACCACGCCUCCCUCGCCGACACCUCGCCACCCACGCUCUCCCCGCUCACCACCUUCGGCGCCCCCAACACGGCGCCCUCGCAACUCCAAACCUCGCUUUCUUGGCAACACCUCUUGGCCUCGCAGACCAGGCACGGUAUCGUGGGGCAUGGGUACGCGCAGGCCGAGCACCACGACGAGGUUACUGAGGCAGUUGUAAGGGGGCGGGGGAGGGGUGCCGGAGGGUGGAACCGCCGCGUGUACCAGUUCCUGCUCAACCACGUCUGGGACCCGUCGUCGGCCGGGGUGGUGUGUCCGGCGGCCAUGAGUGACGGGGCGGCGGCGUUGUUGCGGGAGCAGGUUAGGGUGUUGGAGGAGGGGAUGGCGGGAAACAGGGACAGGGAGAAAAAGGCGGUGUUUCAGCACGCGUACGAGAGGCUCGUCACGUUGGAUCCCGAGCGGGGGUGGCGGGCGGGCCAGUGGAUGACGGAGCGGAGUGGGGGGAGUGACGUGCGCGAGACGGAGACGGUGGCGACGAGGUUGGGGGCGGGGGAGCUGAGGACCUUGAAGAAGAGUGGCGUGGACGUCGAUGCCGUGGGGAUGGAGUUGGGGGAUUGGGAGGUGAGUGGGUUUAAGUGGUUCAGUAGUGCGACGGAUGCGGACUGUGCGCUGUUGUUGGCGAAGACGGCGGGAGGCAAGGGGAAGGGGAGGGUGAGUUGCUUUUACGCGCCGGUUAAGAGGAGGGAAGUCGGGGAGGGGUCUAGGGUGGUUAUGAAUGGCGUGAGGAUCUCGAGGUUGAAGAACAAGUUGGGGACGAAAGCGGUGCCGACGGCGGAGCUGGAGUUGAAGGGGAUGAGGGCGUGGUUGGUGGGGGAGGAGGGUGAGGGAACCAGGGUCAUCAGUCGGCUGCUGAAUAUUACGAGGCUGCAUACGGCGAAAGGCGGCGUGGCGUGCUGGGGGAGGGGGCUGGCGAUCGCGAGGGCGUGGGCUGCUUGCCGGCCUGUCAAGAAUCCGGAGGGUGGUAAGGUGCUGUUGGUGGAGAAUCGGCAGCAUGUGAGGUGGAUGGCGGAUGAGACGGUCAAGUACCGAGCGUACACGAGUCUGUACAUGUUCGGCGUGGCGCUGUUGGGUGUGAGUGAGAUCGACGGACUGGUCGGGACCACAAAGGCGGAUGAGCUGGGCUUGAUUCCGAAGGACACAAAGGCGGCACUGUCGUUGUUGCGGCUGCUGACGCCCGUCAUGAAACAGGCAUGCUCGUUGGCCGCCGUUCAGGGUCUGAGAGAGUGUAUGGAGUCCAUGGGCGGCGUGGGCUACUGCGAGAACACGGAAGACAACGGUGUAUUGAAUGUUGCGCGGCUGUUGAGGGACGCCAAUGUCAAUCCCAUCUGGGAGGGCACCACCAGUGUGCUGGCGGAGGAUCUGCUCCGAGCUUUGAGAGUGGGUAGUGGACAAGCUCGACAGACACUGGAUGGGAUUGUGGGAACAUGGCUGAAGACUGCCUUGGGCGGGUCGCGUGCCACAGAGGUCUUCGCCAGAGAAAUACAAACCAUUCAAGGGAGGUAUGAGAGGUUGCAGAAGCUGAUCAGCACCAAGAGCGAGGACGAGCUGUUGUGGCAAGGCAGGGUGGUCGUCCGCCUUCUCGCAGACAUUACUUGCGCAGUACUUCUGCUGAAAGAUGCGCUCGCGGACGGAGACGAGAUUGCUGUCGCGGUUGCAAGGCGUUGGGCACUUAUGAUCGGCGGAGGAGACACAACAGAGGCUGAUGAUUGGGAGGCGGAGGCUCAGAUGGACAGGAGGAUCUUCAUGGGUGAGAUGCCAGCUGGUCAUUCAAGUGAGUUCAAGGGUCGAGCGAAGCUCUAA
This is a messenger RNA of Cyphellophora europaea CBS 101466, 2088 nucleotides long. RefSeq lists its product as uncharacterized. The record is from RefSeq and is a predicted model, not a curated record. The transcript has a single exon. NCBI's taxonomy places the organism in Eukaryota, Fungi, Ascomycota, Eurotiomycetes, Chaetothyriales, Cyphellophoraceae. Gene Ontology annotation, molecular function: oxidoreductase activity, acting on the CH-CH group of donors. Bases 1 to 2088 code for a protein of 695 amino acids.